AUGCAAGGAAGGCUGAAGAGAGAAGAAAAGGAAAGACAAGAAAGGACGGAAGAAAAGAACAGACAAGAAAGGGUGGAAGAGAAGGAAAGACAAGAAAGGAUGGAAGAAAAGGACAGACAGGAAAGGUGAAAUUUGAUAUCACCGAGGAUCUUGAGUUGGUAUUUCCAUUUCAGGAAGGAGACGCUGAUAAGUGUUUCUUGCACUUUGAGAAAGUAGCUGGCAAUCUCAAGUGGCCGACGGAUUCCUGGGUAAUUCCAUUACAGAGUGUACUAGUCGGUAAAGGAAGAAAAAUUUAAACACGGUUAGGUGUAGAGCAAGCUGCAAAUUAUGACACUGCUAAGGAUAUUAUUUUAAAGGGUUCUGAAAUAGUUGCCGAGGUUCAGAGACCGUGAGAAAGUCAAUGGUCAGACUUAUGUAGAAUUUGCUAGAAGUAAGGAACAGUUAUUUGAUCGUUGGUGCCAUUCGCAGAGGGUAGAUGAGAGUCACGAUAGGUUAAUGACAGCUAGUUUUAAUAGAGGAGUCUAAGAGGUGCAUUCACAGUGAUGUCCGAACGUUGGUCUAUGAGCAAAAAGCAGAAACCUUAGAGAAAGGUGCACGACUAGCAGAUGAGCUUUGGUUGAGGCACAAAGUGAACUUCAUGGAAAAACCCCAUCAGCUUCACACUUCACCCGCUAGAGUUCUGCCUCCUUCGGUACCACGAUGGUUUGCAAAGCCAGACAAGUCGGCAGAAUGA
Pocillopora meandrina is the source of this 733-nucleotide messenger RNA. NCBI's taxonomy places the organism in Eukaryota, Metazoa, Cnidaria, Anthozoa, Scleractinia, Pocilloporidae. The record is from the annotation of a GenBank genome assembly.